Messenger RNA from Etheostoma cragini (Arkansas darter), 858 nucleotides. Its product is annotated as transmembrane protein 80-like. NCBI's taxonomy places the organism in Eukaryota, Metazoa, Chordata, Actinopteri, Perciformes, Percidae. The record is from RefSeq and is a predicted model, not a curated record. Bases 106 to 549 code for a protein of 147 amino acids. The transcript is spliced from 6 exons. Gene Ontology annotation, cellular component: ciliary transition zone. Gene Ontology annotation, biological process: non-motile cilium assembly.
GUCUUCCAGCCAGUAGGCAGAGACGUGCAUCCUUUGGGUUGGAAUUGGAACCAUAGACCGUAUAUAAUUGGAACUGACAGAGCUGAGGAGGAGGGAAAAAUCAAAAUGGCGAUGCACAGACCUGGAAGAUCAGCUAACGUCAGUGUACUGUCAUCUGUUACUUUCCAGUUGCUGCUGAAAGUGACAGCAGUCUACUUUGUCUUCUAUUUCCUGUUCCCUCUCGGCUUGAUCAUCAAAAAGAGCCUGGUGCUGCCUUAUCCUGUUGAUGCUCUGGUCUGUGAUGUCGGUCUGCUGUUGCUCCUGGCUGUUCUGGAUUUCCUCCAUUUUUUCUGUGGUGUGAAGGGCAACCUGACGGAGAGUGAGCACUAUAUCCUGGCUAACCUCAUUGUGACAGGGACAACUAUACUGCUGACAAUCUACUUCCUAGUGUGGCAGACGUACGUGAUGAGGGCAGACGUAAUCAUUAGCAGUGUCUUACUCGUUGCCUACGGCUUAGAUGGAGUCCUGGCUCUCAGCACUCUAGCCCGAUUGGCCAGUGUCUAUUCAUGAAGACGCCUUCUCUUCACCUUCAUGUUGUUUGUUAUAGCUGAACUCACAGCCCGUCUGCACUUCUUUGCUACGACAAGAAAUCAAAGUAACUUUCUCUAUAAGACAGUACAAUAUUUAUAAGGGAAAGAAAGUUUUUGAACUGUUAUUUUUAUAACUGAAUUUGUAGAAUACUAUGUACCUGUUGAACUGUGCUAGCAGGAUCUCUCAGGGAUUUCACUUUGGUCCAGUCAGGCCUGUUUGCCAUAGCGACAUAGAAACAGAUUUAUCUUUUAUUUCCCUAUGCUCUUUUUUACAUGUUGUAAAAUGUUU